Capronia coronata CBS 617.96 is the source of this 1683-nucleotide messenger RNA. RefSeq lists its product as uncharacterized. Bases 1 to 1683 code for a protein of 560 amino acids. The record is from RefSeq and is a predicted model, not a curated record. Lineage: Eukaryota; Fungi; Ascomycota; Eurotiomycetes; Chaetothyriales; Herpotrichiellaceae. Gene Ontology annotation, cellular component: ARC complex. The transcript is spliced from 3 exons. Gene Ontology annotation, biological process: regulatory ncRNA-mediated gene silencing.
AUGGCGGAGGCACCAGGACAGGAGGCCCACACAGUUCAUACGGCCGACGACGCUCCUAAUCCCGAAUUCAAUUCUCACACGCUUCCCUCAAGGACCAAACAAAACGGCGUUGCAGAUGGCAAACCGGCGACCACAGAAGGCGCCGACCAAGAGCACGAUCCAGUCCUUCCCGCAGAGACCAGAACAGGUGCCAGUCAAGAUGGAGAUGGACAUGGGGACGCAGAAGAUCACGAUUACGGCGAAGUCUCCAACCUGCCACCAAUGCAACCCAAAAAGAAGAAGAAGCGGGCGAAACGAAAGCCUCAAAGCCAACGAGGACUGGGCAAACCGACCGGGUUCGAGGACUUCUUCGCCGACACGCCCCUGACUCCCGCCCAAUAUGCAGCAGAGCAACAACUGUAUCAAGCAGACCUCCCCUUCGUCGACCGAAUCCUGACAGCAAUCGGACGUUUCGAACGCACACGCAAAAUGUCCAACGAACGCCGCGACAUGCUGUACAAAUACCUGAUCCACGGCAGCGUCGAAGUCGGACCCAACAGCUUCCAGGGCGGCCAGAACACCGAAGACAUGGACAAAACCCAAGCGGCAGCGACACUGACGCAAGCGUCUGUGUCGGACGACAAGCGCGACUUGCGCUCCGACACAAGUCUCUACGAAGUCGAUUUCCUCGUCUGCAUGAGGUCGUUUCUGAGCCGACGCGCCAAAUACCUGUACGGCUUCGAGACGCGGGACCAAGUCAGCCUGCUGACCACCACGCUCGAACGGUUCAUGGACUAUCUGCUCCAGCACGACGUGUGUCCGGAAUACCGCGACGACGUGCUCGCGGCGCGUAACCUGUGUCGCCAGGCGCCCGCGGAGCUGUGGGACGUGGCGGAAUCCACGCGCCGGCUGCCAGGGGAUUUCAACAUCGCAUGCUCGACCUUGUUCGGCGGCAGCUAUUCGCAAAACUACGACGGCGAGACGUGGUGGGGUCCUGACACCACAGAAGACAAGGUAUUUGUCGGCAUGAAACCCGACGAGGCGUCUCAAGUCAUCCACUUUGGCGUCGCAGGGGCCGCCACCGAGGAUGUUUUCGCUGCGUAUCUCGCCGGUCUGAAUGACGGGACUUCGGAGCUCGAAACCGAAUGGGUGCGAGAGCGCGUGGGCUUCGAGAUCACAGAAAUCGUCCCUCCCACGCCCGAGUGCAAGGAGAUCUAUCUCCAGAGUUCAGAGCAUUUCCGGCCUGUGGGACGCGUCUAUGCCAAACCGUGGAAGAAUCCGGAUUCGUUGCCGGAAGACUUGACCCCUGCGGAACGAGCAGCCUUGAGCGACGAACGGACAGACAAUGAUUUGGAUGAGGAUGGGCAUGACACAGAGUAUGUCUUCUUCCUGGAGUCGAUUCUGCAAUCAUACCUCCGCGUCGGCACGCGCGUGGAAGCCACGGUCCGCAAAGUCAACUGCGGCAUCAUGUUCUUUGACGACGUGCUCGAUGUGUAUCCCACGUUCGACGAGUUCUUGCCCAACGAAAUGAUGGUGGGCUGGGAGAAUCCGAGGCCUGUCAAGGGCGCAUUUGACUACGUUGAGGGAGGGGAUUACGAGGAUGCCUUUGACGGCGAGGACAAAAGCGAUGAUGGUGGAGAAAGUGAACAGCGCACCCAAGAGGAUGAACAGCGCCAUGGCGAAGCCGCUACUGAAGAAGCCUGA